Messenger RNA from Closterium sp. Yama58-4, 1560 nucleotides. The record is from the annotation of a GenBank genome assembly. Lineage: Eukaryota; Viridiplantae; Streptophyta; Zygnematophyceae; Desmidiales; Closteriaceae.
GAGGACAUUUGGAAGGAAGCAUUUCCGGUCGGCACGGAGUGGGACCAGUACGACAAAGUGUACGAGAUUGACUGGGACUUCUCAAACCUCGAUGAGGCGUUUGAUGAGGGCGGCCCGCUGCACGACAAGCGGGUCUACCUCUUUGGAUGCACAGAACCACAGCUGGUGCACUGGAAGGGCAAGGACAAGGUGGUGCACGUGCCAGCAGUCGUCGCGGUGUUAUCACCAUUCGCGCCGUCAGACAAGCUGGGGAUCAAGUCAGUGCAGAUGGAGACAGAGAUGAUCGUGCCGAUGCGCGAGAUGAAGAUGGACUGGAUUCCCUAUAUACCCGAUACCACUGGCCGAGGGUCCGACCUAAGGCGGCACCGGUCGAAUAUAUUCACUCUCAAGUGCAUACAACGCAGGGCGGGGUUGAGGCAGAUGAAGCAAGAGCGGGUGAAGAAGUUUGAGUACUGCUUACCAUACAUAUUCCUACCGCACAUGCAGGAGGAGCAGGAGGGGGACACGGUGGUGUCUAUCAUGUAUCCCUUUGAAGGAGAGAACCCACCUCCCCCGCUGCUGGCGGAGUAUGACUGGGAGAUGGACGAGUACGAGGAGUUCACAGACAACCUCAUCAAGGACGAGUCGCUACCAGAAGCGGAGAAGGCCAAGUUCAUUGAGUAUGUGAAGAAGGAGGUGAAGGAGGCCAAGCUUAAGGCAAAGAAGGAGCGGGAGGAGCGGAAGAAAGCGAUAGAGGACAUGGGGGAGGAGCGCCUGGAAGCACUCAAGAACCUCCGGUUCCUCAAGUUCUACCCCAAGCAGAGUGAAGACACGCCCGAUAUUUCCCAGUUCAAGGCCAACUACAUCAACCGAUAUUACGGCAAGGCUCAUGAGUUCUCCUACCCAGCCGUCGCUCUUGCUCCCAUCCCGCCGUAUCCUCUCCCUUACUACCCGCCUUCACCUCUACUUUUCACCUCACGGUCACUCAGUCCCACCCCGCGAUCUCCUCUUCCUUACCUCCCCGCCGUCGCCUCUCCCUCCUCCCCGCCGUCGCCUCUCCCUCCUCCCCGCCGUCGCCUCUCCCUCCUCCCCGCCGUCGCCUCUCCCUCCUCCCCGCCGUCGCCUCUCCCUCCUCCCCGCCGUCGCCUCUCCCUCCUCCCCGCCGUCGCCUCUCCCUCCUCCCCGCCGUCGCCUCUCCCUCCUCCCCGCCGUCGCCUCUCCCUCCUCCCCGCCGUCGCCUCUCCCUCCUCCCCGCCGUCGCCUCUCCCUCCUCCCCGCCGUCGCCUCUCCCUCCUCCCCGCCGUCGCCUCUCCCUCCUCCCCGCCGUCGCCUCUCCCUCCUCCCCGCCGUCGCCUCUCCCUCCUCCCCGCCGUCGCCUCUCCCUCCUCCCCGCCGUCGCCUCUCCCUCCUCCCUGCCGUCGCCUCUUCCUCCUCCCCGCCGUCGCCUCCGGCGACAGGUGCACGAGCGCAAGCGCGAGUUGGUGCACGAUCGCGGAUUGGUGCGCGAGCCCGGGUUGUUUUCUGAGUUACUGUGGUUAUCUGGUGCGUUCCCGGUCCUUUCAUCCUCCCUCCUCCCUCUGA